This is a messenger RNA of Fraxinus pennsylvanica, 2058 nucleotides long. Lineage: Eukaryota; Viridiplantae; Streptophyta; Magnoliopsida; Lamiales; Oleaceae. The record is from the annotation of a GenBank genome assembly.
AUGGGGAUCGAUACUGAUACGGUUAAAGAUGGAUCUACUUCUACUGAAAUUGUCAACGCUGGUGAAAUGGAAUCAGAAUCAAAUAACAUUGAUACGCUUGAAGUUAUCUCGUCUAGUGGAGAUAUUACCCAACAGAUAAGAAGUUCUGCAGAGAUUUUGACGACACUCGAACUAGAUUUAGCAUGUUCCUCAGAGAAGUUGGUUAACUUAUCCUUACUUGUUAUGUAUGUGGAAGCAAGGGAAGAUGAUUUUGAGGCUUUUGUUUUGGAUGAAAAAUCUACGCCUGAAGGUUCUGGUGAAAAGGCACUUGAAUUCGAUCUUUUAUCUGAGAUUUUGGACUCUGAGGUCAAAGAGCUGAGUAAUUUUCUAUCCUCUCUUCAGACGGAGAUUCUAAGUUCCCAAGGGGUUAUAUCUUCAUUUGAGCAGUUUGGUGAAGCUUUUAAGGGAAUGGAAGAAAAGUUGUAUGAUUGUGAGGAAUACUUGAAGCAGUCAUUUGAGCGGGCCACAGAAAUACAGAAACAAUCUUCCAGCUUCAAAAGGACCUUGUUGACUUCUGCCAUAGAUGAAAAUUGGAAGGGCAAUAAAGAGGUGGUGAGUUUUGAGAAUGGUGUUCUUUUACGCCAAAAUACAAAGAUAAAAAUGAAGACUGUGGAAGAGCAGAGAAAAAUUUUGCAGAUGCUUGAGAAGUCUUUGGCCAGAGAAUUAGAUCUUGAGAAGAAGCUCAGUGAGUUUACACAAAUUGAAGAAGAUUUAAAUAUUAAGUUGCAACAAGAAGUUUUCUGCAUAGAAGAAGAAGUUGAAGUUACCUCGGAAAGAUUGUUUGAGGCAGAAAAUACUGCUGAAAUCCUGUCUGGGAUUUCAAAAGAUCUACUGGGACAAGUCCAGAUUUUACAGUUCAAUCUUAAUGGUUCAAUCCAGAGAGAAGAGGUAUUGAGAUCUAAAUUUCAAGAUAUAAAUGAACAGUUGAAAGAUAAAGACCAUGCUUUGCAGAACUCAGAGAGCGCCAGGAGUGAACUCAUGGAAAAGGUGACUUCACUCGAACAGAAACUGAAAGAUUUUAUGUCUCAGUUGAAUACAGUGAAGGAUUCUUCCGACAAAAAUGAAGAGUUAUCCACUAAGAUUCUUGAAAAUGAAAAUAUAGUUAAUGAAUGGAAGGAAAAAGCUUAUGAUGCAGAACAGAGGUCUGCGAGUGCUGAAGCUGAGUGUAAAUUGCUUAGAGAGUCUAAUGUGGGUCUUAAUAAAGACCUUUGUAUCCUUAAGAGUAGCAUUACUAUUUCAGAUGAGAGAGUGGAAGAGCUUGAGAGAAAGUUGAAGGACUCCGAAAUUAGGCAACAGCAUGCAGUGGCAUUUGCUGAAGCUAGUCAGGAGAAGCAAAGCAUGUUAGAUUGCACGAUCAAGGAUAUGGAAAAUUUAAUAGAAAGUCUGAAAUCAAAGGUUUCAAAAGCUGAAAGUCACACUGAGAGUGCUGAAGAAAAGUGUAUCAUAUUGUCAGAGUCGAAUGCCGAUCUCAUCGAAAGAAUAAAUUUUCUAAUGAGUAGAACAGAAGACUUGGAGGCAUCUUUACAUCAGGCUGAGGAAGCGAAAAAGGAAACUGCAAAGGACAUUUGUGUUCGCACCAAAUUUAUAGCAGAUUUAGUUGUGCAGUUGGCUCUUGAAAGAGAACGCCUUCAUAAGCAGAUUUUAUCAUUAGUGAAGGAUAAAAAAAUUGCAGUAAAGCAUUCGCGGCAAAUGUGUGAGAAUCCCACAGUUUCCACAAGUGUGAAUUCCAAAGGAAAUACCAAAGAAUCUUUGCUUUCCGAGAAUGACUCUAGAAAUGCAACUUCUGCUGAAGAAAGUAAUGAGCAAACAACUGAGUCUUUAGCUACCAGUCAUGAGACGGGCAAUAAGUUUGCAGACACGCCUACAAGCGAGACGAAGACGGAGCAUGCUGAUUCCAUCUCCAAGCUCGUGACAGUAAGGAAUAUAGACGCAAACAUGCUCAACUUCAAGUACAUCCUCGUGGCACUUGGUGUAGUGCUGAUUUCAUCUUUUGCUGCAGCUUAUUUGUUUCAACAUUAG